CGAGUGUAGCGUGAGUCUCGAGGUUUCUUUCUUUUUUUCCUUACAAGGAAGUAAGACGAUGACCGUUGGUGCCGGAAUCAGCGUCACCGGCGACUCCGAUCUGGUGGUGCUAGGUAACCGUGUUCUUCGCGGCGUUCCAGAAUAUGUUUUAGUUACUCCAGCUUCAGGAAACUCGUUAAUCGGCGGCGCGUUCGUCGGAGUCACGUCGGAUCAAACAGGAAGCCACCGUGUCUUCUCCUUAGGCAAACUCGAAGGCUUGAGGUUUAUGUGUGUCUUCCGGUUUAAACUAUGGUGGAUGACUCAAAGAAUGGGUACUAAUGGAAAAGAGAUUCCUUGCGAGACUCAGUUUCUAAUCGUAGAAGCAAACCAAGGAUCUGAUCUAGGAGCAGAAGGACAAUCAGCUUCCUCGUACGUUGUAUUCUUGCCUAUUCUCGAAGGAGACUUCAGGGCUGUUCUGCAAGGGAACGAGGCUAAUGAGCUAGAGAUUUGCCUUGAAAGCGGUGAUCCAAGUGUUGACCAAUUUGAAGGGAAUCAUUUAGUUUUUGUGGCUGCUGGCUCCGACCCUUUUGAUGUCAUUACCAAAGCUGUCAAGGCUGUUGAACAACAUCUUCAGACGUUUUCACACCGGGAGAGAAAGAAAAUGCCAGAUAUGUUAAACUGGUUUGGUUGGUGCACUUGGGAUGCAUUCUAUACCAAUGUAACAGCCAAAGACGUCAAGGAAGGUCUUGAGAGCCUCAAAGCUGGUAGGGUUUCCCCAAAAUUUGUCAUAAUUGAUGAUGGUUGGCAAUCUGUUGGCAUGGAUGAGACUAGUGUAGAAUUUAACGCUGAUAAUUCUGCCAAUUUUGCAAACCGGUUAACUCACAUCAAGGAGAACCACAAGUUUCAAAAGGAUGGCAAAGAGGGCCACCGGGAGGACGACCCUGCAUUGAGUCUUGGACAUGUUAUCACAGACAUUAAGAGUAACAAUUCACUCAAAUAUGUUUAUGUUUGGCAUGCAAUAACAGGAUACUGGGGAGGAGUCAAACCAGGCGUUGCUGGUAUGGAACACUACGAAUCAAAGGUUGCCUAUCCAGUUUCCUCACCAGGAGUUAUGUCCAACGAGAACUGUGGAUGUCUAGAAAGCAUAACUAAGAAUGGACUCGGUUUGGUGAAUCCUGAGAGAGUCUUUAGCUUCUAUAACGACCUUCAUUCGUAUCUUGCAUCCGUUGGGAUCGAUGGUGUCAAGGUAGACGUCCAAAACAUUCUGGAAACUCUUGGGGCAGGACAUGGCGGUCGCGUCAAACUUGCAAAGAAGUAUCACCAGGCUUUGGAAGCUUCCAUUUCAAGAAACUUCCCUGACAAUGGUAUCAUCUCUUGCAUGAGUCAUAACACUGAUGGUCUCUACAGCGCAAAAAAGACGGCUGUUAUAAGGGCAUCAGACGAUUUCUGGCCUAGAGAUCCAGCAUCGCACACAAUCCACAUUGCUUCUGUUGCAUAUAACACACUGUUCCUUGGAGAGUUUAUGCAGCCGGAUUGGGACAUGUUUCAUAGUUUGCAUCCGAUGGCUGAAUAUCAUGCAGCAGCUCGCGCAGUUGGAGGAUGUGCCAUUUAUGUCAGCGACAAACCGGGACAACAUGACUUCAACCUUUUAAGAAAGCUAGUACUGCGAGACGGUUCCAUACUCAGAGCAAAGCUUCCGGGAAGACCAACCCGUGAUUGCUUCUUCAGUGAUCCAGUCAGAGACAAUAGAAGUCUAAUGAAAAUAUGGAACUUGAACGAGUUCACUGGGGUGAUGGGAGUCUUUAACUGCCAAGGAGCUGGAUGGUGUAAGAAGGAGAAGAGAUACUUAAUCCAUGACCAAGAACCUGGGACAAUAUCUGGUUAUGUACGAACCAAUGAUGUUCAUUACAUCCAUAAAGUAGCAGCCUUUGAGUGGACAGGCGAUUCCAUUGUCUAUUCCCAUCUCAGAGGAGAGUUAGUGUAUCUCCCCAAAGAUACAUCAUUACCAGUCACAUUGAAGUCACGUGAGUACGAAGUCUUCACAGUGGUUCCGGUGAAGGAAUUUUCAGAUGGAACAAAGUUUGCUCCGGUGGGACUUAUGGAGAUGUUUAACUCUGGAGGAGCCAUAGUGAGUUUAAGAUACGAUGAUGAUGGGACAAGAUCUGUCGUUAGGAUGAAACUUCGAGGGAGUGGUGUGGUUGGGGUUUAUUACUCCUCGUCAGUUGGACCACGACCAAGAACUGUUGUUACUGUGGAUUCAGAGGAUGUGGAGUAUGAGUAUGAACCGGAAUCGGGUUUGGUGACGUUUAUUUUAGGAGUUCCAGAGAAAGAAUUGUAUCUUUGGGAUGUGGUCAUUCAACUGUGACUUUCGAGUAUCGUACUCGGUGCUCUCAUGAUCUUUAUUAUGAUUCAUAUUGAUCUGCAUGAUGAAUUGUGUAUCAGUUAAUGUAUUCGUCUUUUUUGUUGUUGUUGUUGUAAUAAUAAGAAGAUAAAAAAGACUUUAUAUUAUAAUAGUAUCCACGUUGUAAUCGAAUCAGUAAAAAUAUGUAAUGGGGAUAACGUGAUGCGGUCGAUACUUCAAUUUA
Molecule: messenger RNA, 2564 nt
Organism: Capsella rubella
Lineage: Eukaryota; Viridiplantae; Streptophyta; Magnoliopsida; Brassicales; Brassicaceae
Product: probable galactinol--sucrose galactosyltransferase 1
Exons: 12
Coding region: 59-2344 (761 amino acids)
Source: RefSeq, a predicted model, not a curated record